AUGUCAAGCUCAGGCUUCUCAUACGCACAAGCUGCCAGAGGCUUGACCCCAACCUCGAACCUGUCUUCGAACCCAACAAGUUCCGCCUCAUCAGAGCAUGGCGCUAAGGACCCAAUCACAGCUGCAGACCCGACCGCUAUACAGAGCAGACAAGGAAGAAAUAUCACGAAAAUGGAGAGGGAAUCAUUCUCUACGCAGAGAUCAUCUCAGAAUAUUACAAAUGGAGAUGGAGACGCAGGAGUGGAGAAAACAAGUCAGUCAGCUGAAGUCGAGGCUCGCAUGGACAAGACGCACCAGACGUCGGGCCCAGACGAUAUCACCUUAUCCUCCAAAUCCUCGGAACCUGUAGCACCUACUCAGGCUUCUGAAGCCGACGAGCUUGAGCACAAGGACCAACAAUCGUCAGAAGGAGCAGAUUCACAUGAAAGAGGCAAAGAGGUGGACGACGAUUGGGAGCAGGUAUCCAUGCCCUCCGUCGCAGCUGAGAAGGCUGAGAAAGAACUCAAGCCCGCUCCUGUACCUACUGUCAACUUCUGGCAGCAGCGCAGUCUGGCCCUUCAAGCCAAGGCAAAAGACCAGACUAUACACAAACAACCUGUGCCUGUUACUUCGCAGCCUAGCAAGCCGAGGUCGCAAGCCCAGCCAGUUGAAGAGUCGAAGAAGAAAUCUGCUACUCGCGAAGCAGCCACUACUGAUACAGUCAACGGAAUUGACGCAACAAGAGGAAAUUCGACUACCAGGAAGUCACGAGAUCAAACCAGCAGUAAUAGCUCUCCUAAACCUGCUCCACAACGAGACGAAAAGCCUGCCGUUCGACAUAUGCCGCCGGUUGAUACUGCAUCCUGGCCCACUCCCGAAAGCUCGAAUGUGGAUAUGGGUCGGCGAAGCUCUGCUGUGGAUAAAGUAGAGAAGAACGAUGUAGCAGACACCAAGACCGCAACUCGCAAGAACCAAUGGACAGCACUCCCCUUUGUUCCGUCUGUCAAAUUCGAGACUCAGAUACCGAGUGGCAGAAGGGGAGGACGCCCAGCUACUCGUGGCCGUGGUGGCUCAACCACUCAAGGCGAACGUCCUGCCGACAAAUCUGAAUUGAGUAGUAUGGGUCCUCCACCACUACCGAAGACAAUCUCCGAUCAAGAUAGAGGUCGAACAAGCAGCGGAAUUCGUCCCAAUCAUGCUGGUGCCGCAAGUACAGAGCAUCGAAGUCCCGAAGCCUUCGAUUCUCAGCAGUCCGCCACUCCCGUCAACUCUGCUACAGAUUCAAUGACUGCUUCUGGUAUCUUGUCCACCGAACGCACUGUGGGUACAGAUACUCCUUCCACGCAUGAUCCCUCUAGACCAUCGUCGCGCAAUGCACCAGAAAAGGCUCAGAGACAGAAUGUCGACUCGAAUAGGUAUCAAUCAGUUGACUCUCGAGGGAGUCCAAAUCGACCUCCACGACAGAGUGAUGACAUGAAGGGUGUCGGCGAAAUAUCUGAUCAAAUCUCGAUUGUGACUGGCGAGAGGACACAAGCCAAAGAAUGGCAGAAAGAUCGUGGCAGUAAUGCUCAGAAAAGUGAUAACUGGCGGGCGGAGAAACGUGGUGAGCGAGCUGAAAGAGGGCGAGGGGUCUAUCGCGGUCGUGGAAACCAUGCCAACUUUAACAAUCCUGCCUUCAGUACGCCCCUGCCUCAGAAUGGCUUCGAGAAACAAGGACCUCCAUCGGCUCGAAGUUCUCAGGGAGCACCAUAUGGCUCCCCAUAUAGUUCCACCCGUGGCAACGGACGGACUCAAUCGAUACCACUGUAUAUGCUUGGCAACGGUUUCUAUCAACCAACGCCAGGUUUCCCCCAGAACCUGCCUCCAAUUCAAACGGACAUGGCAAUCAAUUACGGGCAGAUGACGACGGGUAUGCCCAGCACAACCAUGAGUGCGAUGCCAUAUGGUGAUCCACUUGGCGGAUAUGCCCUGAUCUCUAUGGUUAUUACGCAGUUGGAAUACUAUUUCUCUUUGGACAACCUGUGCAAAGAUAUGUUCUUGAGAAAGAACAUGGAUUCCCAGGGUUAUGUGCCUCUUCGAGUGCUGGGCGAAUUUCGACGCAUUAAAUCUCUGCUUGGAGAAAGCACUUCAUCGCACGAGCACUUGCGACAUAUGGCGCAGCAAUGCCGUAACACCGAAUACGUCAUAGGUGAGGACGGUGAAGAUCGGUUGAGAAGUCGAGAAAAUUGGCGAGAUUUUGUCCUGCCGAUGAGCGAACGACUGCCUCAAGCACAGGACGAUGGACCCAAGAUCAAACCUAACCAUCCUCGUUAUUCCACCGGUAUGGUACCUGAUUUUCAGAUGAGCAAUGGCUUGCGAAGCGCACCUCCCAACGUCAACGGCUUCCACGAUGCCCUACCGAGCUCCACAAACGCCACGCCAUUCCAACCUGGAUCUAUCACAGAGCCUCAGUCGACCGAACAAUGGGCUUCCAGAGUCGAGAGUGCUCGACACGAUGUUGAGCGCCGAGAGUCGACAACGUCUCCUCUGAGUAAAGUGCAAUCGCCCAGCCAAGAUUCAAGGAGUGUCUUCGCCAACCUGACGAAUGGACACAGAGACUCAGUGUCGAGCAGUUCUACCGCAAAAGAAAAUACAUUCCCGGACGAAGAAGUCUUGAAGCUGAAAGUCGUGGUCAAGGACCCAGACUUCCAAGGUGAGGAUAAUAUCGCAUCUGAUGAGCCAUUGCCAAUUCGUGGUUCUGGACUUCGAGGUGGAGCUGGCAGCCCCGAGAAUUUUGACCGACUUCGAAACGUGCAAUUCGGUCAGAGUGGACCUGGUAGUAAAGGCAACCAGCACACCAUCUAUUUCACGCAGGGUGAAGCUCCGUCUCAUUAUGUACGAGCUGGAUAUAUUCACGAGGAUUACGUGAGCUUGCGAGAACAAGCCCUCAAUCAGCGAGCUGAAGGUCAUUUUGGCGGAGCAUGCGCCCCACUCUAUCCUCUCUGGGCUGAAUUCCUGACUGUUCCGAACCAAUUCAACGUGGGCAUGUAUGAAGACUUCAAGACUUGGGCCAUCGAAGAUCAGGAGAAAGGGAACGACAAUGGCAAGAGAUACCUUGUCAGAUUCUAUGACGCUAUGCUCAGUAGUAGAAAUGCCAUGACGGAACGUCUAGCUACUGACAUUGUUGAGAUUGCUCGACAAGAAUCUGGCGGCAAUCGACCAACCUGGCUCAAACUUCGUGCUGCAUGGAGAAACGGGGCUACCAAUAUGAAGACCAGGAAACGACUUACUGACCUCCUUUCCGCGGAGGAGCAAGCUGAGCUAGAAAGAGGAGCCGCCUGA
Messenger RNA from Lithohypha guttulata, 3300 nucleotides. RefSeq lists its product as uncharacterized. The coding region runs from base 1 to 3300 and encodes 1099 amino acids. The record is from RefSeq and is a predicted model, not a curated record. Gene Ontology annotation, biological process: mRNA stabilization; positive regulation of translation. NCBI's taxonomy places the organism in Eukaryota, Fungi, Ascomycota, Eurotiomycetes, Chaetothyriales, Trichomeriaceae. Gene Ontology annotation, cellular component: cytosol; cytoplasmic stress granule. Gene Ontology annotation, molecular function: RNA cap binding. The transcript has 2 exons.